GAAAGCAGAGGCAAUCCUAAACCUCUCUGUUGCAACCGAGCGGAGUCCCUUCUUUGCAACAUAAAACAGCCCUUCGUCUACAAAGAGUGCUCCGGAGGAACUGAGGAUGGCCCUCUCCGCAUGGGUCAUGGCCUCGGUGGCCAUCUUUCUGUUCCAUCAAGAUGCUAGUGGUGGACUCAUCAACAGAAUUAUUCGGCAGAAGAGGGAAACGGGAAUCAACGUGACGCUGCCGGAGGAUAAUCAACCCGUGGUCUUCAACCACGUCUACAAUAUUAAAGUCCCUGAGGGCUCCCUUUGCUCUGUGGACUUGGACCCUCCCAGUGGAGACUCAGAAUUCAAACUUCCAUCCGAGCCAGGCAAACACUAUCAGGAGCACACAUUGAAUGAAGACAAUCAGAUUGUGUUCACACACCGGAUCAAUAUCCCGCGACGGGCUUGUGGUUGUGCGGCGGCCCCUGAUAUCAGACUACUAAGCCGACUGGAAGAAUUGGAAGAGCUGGUAUCUUCUCUGCAGGAACAGUGUGGCAGUGGGUCAGGGUGCUGUUCCAGUGCUCAAACAGCGAAAGGUACCAUCGAGGCUACUCCCUACUGCAGUGGACGUGGAAACUACAGCAACGACAUUUGUGGCUGCAUCUGCGAACAGGGAUGGAAAGGACCAAAUUGCUCAGAACCAGAAUGCCCACAGAACUGCAAUGAAAGGGGCCAGUGUAUCAAUGGCCAAUGUAUUUGUGAUUAUGGUUACACCGGCUAUGAUUGUGGAGAGCUGGCCUGUCCCGGGGACUGCAACGAUCAAGGCAAAUGCGUGGAUGGGAAAUGUGUGUGCUUCGAUGGUUACGCUGGUGAUGACUGCAGCCUUGAGGUCUGCUUGGUGCCCUGCAGUGAGUAUGGCAGUUGUGUGAAUGGACAAUGCAUCUGCAUGGAAGGUUUCACUGGGGUGGACUGCAGCCAGCCCCUUUGCCUUAACAACUGUAAUAAUCGGGGGCGUUGUGUGGAAGAAGAGUGUGUGUGUGAUGAAGGAUACACUGGAGAGGACUGCAGUGAGCUCAUUUGCCCCAACGAUUGCUAUGACCGGGGCCGUUGCAUCAACGGCACCUGCUACUGUGAAACUGGGUUCACUGGUGAGGACUGUGGGGAGCUGGCCUGUCCAAAUGACUGUCACCAUAACGGUCGCUGCGAGAACGGUGUAUGCGUAUGCGAUGAAGGAUUCACUGGAGAUGACUGUUCCCUACGGAGGUGUCCCAACGACUGUCACAAACAGGGAAGCUGCGUUGAUGGGCAAUGCGUGUGCAAUGAAGGCUUCUUGGGACCAGACUGUGGGGAGGUGAGGUGUCUCAAUGACUGCCACAACCGGGGGCAGUGCGUGAAUGGCCAGUGUGUGUGUGAUGAAGCCUUCAUGGGGGAGGAUUGUAGUGAACUAAGAUGCCCCAAGGAUUGCAACAACCAUGGCCAGUGUGUUGACGGGAAAUGUCAGUGUGAUGAGGGUUACAUGGGGGAAGAUUGCGGGGAUCUGAGAUGCCUCCAUGACUGCCACAACCGUGGCCAAUGUGUCAAAGGGCAGUGUGUAUGCGACGAAGGCUUUGUGGGUGAGGAUUGUAGCCAGCGCAGGUGUCCCAAUGAUUGCCACAAGCGGGGGAAAUGUGUAGAUGGCCAGUGUGUAUGUGAAGAAGCUUUCACUGGGCUUGAUUGCAAUGAACUGCGGUGCCCCAAUGACUGCAAUGACCACGGGCGCUGUGUUGAUGGGCAAUGCAUAUGUGACGAAGGGUACACCGCUGAAGACUGCUCAGAACUGACCUGUCCUCAGGACUGCAACCGUCGUGGACGCUGUGUCAACGGGGUCUGUGAAUGCAACGAAGGCUUCCUUGGGGAGGACUGUGGGGAGCUAGCUUGCAUCAACAACUGCAACAACCGAGGCCGUUGUCUGAAUGGACAGUGCGUUUGCGACGAGGGCUUCACCGGCGUAGACUGUGGUCAACGGAAAUGCCCGGAUGACUGCAACAACAGAGGCCAGUGCAUUGAUGGUGUGUGUCUAUGUGAUGAAGGAUAUGAAGGCCCUGCUUGUGCUGAACAGUCCUGCCCCAACAAUUGCAAUGAUCUUGGUCACUGUGUAGCCGGACGAUGUGUCUGUGAAGAAGGCUUCGUAGGAGCUGACUGUUCAGAUGUAUCUCCUCCAAAGGAUUUGCUGGUUACAGAAGUGACAGAUAAGACCAUUAACUUGGAAUGGGCGAAUGAAAAUGUCGUCAAUGAAUAUCUCAUCAGCUACAUUCCAACCAGUACUGAUGGCUUAGAACUUCAGUUCCGGGUACCUGGAAACAAAACAUCAGCCACCAUCCGGGAGCUGGAACCUGGUGUGGAAUAUUUCAUCCGUGUUUUUGCCAUCCUAAGGAACAAAAAAAGCAUCCCAAUUAAUGCCCGGAUUGCUACUUACUUGCCUGCCCCCGAUGGCUUGAAGUUCAAAUCAAUUAAAGAGACUUCCGUGGAUGUUGAAUGGGAUGCCUUUAAUUUCCCUUUCCAUGGCUGGGAGAUUAUCUUUAGAAGCAUGAAAGAGGAAGAGAAUGGGGCCAUCCGAAGCAGUCUGAAGAGCCCUCAGACAACCUACCAACAACAAGGACUUGCACCAGGACAACAGUACAAUGUGUCUCUGGUUGUCGUGAAGAAUGAGAUCAGGGGACCUGCUGUUUCAAAAAUCGUGACCACAAAACUGGAUGCUCCCAGCCAGAUUGAAGCAAAGGAUGUUACAGACACUACCGUCCUCAUAACGUGGUUCAGACCCUUAGCUGAGAUUGACGGACUUGAGCUGACUUACGGGCCCAAGGAUACCCCAGGAGACCGCACCUCCAUUGACCUCUCCGAAGACGAAAGCCAGUAUUCCAUUGGAAAUCUGAAGCCACACGUGGAAUAUGAAGUGACCCUUGUGUCUCGGCGUGGACUUAUGACGAGUGACCCCAUCACUGAAACUUUUGUCACAGAUCUGGAUGCUCCCCAAAAUCUGAGGCGCAUUUCUCAGACGGACCGCACAAUCACUCUGGAGUGGAAAAACAGCCAAGCAAUGCCAGAUGCCUACAGGAUCAAAUACGCCCCUCUCUCUGGUGGAGAUCACGCUGAGGUCACCGUGCCCAGAAGCAACCAGGCCACCUCCAAAGUUACACUCUCUGGCCUGAGACCGGGAACAGAAUACGGCAUCGGAGUAACUUCAGUGAAAGAGGACAAAGAGAGUUUCCCUUCCACCAUCAAUGCUGGAACCGAUCUGGAUAGUCCCAAGGACUUGGAAAUCAUUGACCUUACCGAAACGGCUUUCACUGUACGUUGGAAGAGACCCUUGGCCAAAAUCGAUCAUUACCGCCUUACUUACGUCACCCCGUUGGGGAAGAAGAAUGAAAUUGAGAUUCCCGCGGAUAGCACAUCCUACAUCCUCCGGUCACUCGACGCUGGGACGGAAUACACCAUCAUUCUCGUGGCUGAGAAAGGCCGACUCAAGAGUAAACCUUCCACAGUCACUGGUUCUACAGAAGAAGAACCUGAGCUGGGCAAUUUAUCAAUUGCAAAAGUGUACUGGGAUGGAUUCUACCUCACCUGGACAGCAGCUGAUGGGGCCUAUGAGAGUUUUGUCAUACAGGUGCGGGAAUCCAACCAACCAGAAGAUACCCGGACUCUCACCCUUCCGGGCACACAACGAUCCAUAAAUCUCUCCGGAUUGUCACCAAGUACUCUUUACACAAUCACCAUCUAUGGAAUAACUCAGGGCUACCAAACAAAACCCAUCUUUGUUGAAUCUACCACAGGGGCGAAACCUGAAGUUGGAAACCUGACUGUCCGGGCUGUGACCCCAGAAAGCUUCAACCUCUCGUGGACGACCUCCAAAGGAGAUUUUGAGAUCUUUACCCUUGAAAUCAUUGAUUCUAACAGGUUGCUGGAACCCAUGGAAUACAACAUUUCGGGCAGUUUAAGGACUGCCCAUAUCUCAGGGCUUCCCCCUCAAACCAGUUUCAUUAUCUACCUCUACGGAGUCACUCGUGGCCUCCGCACUCAGACGUUAAGCAUAACUGCCGUAACAGAAGUAUUGCCCUCCCUGGAAAACCUCACGGUUUCCCGGAUUAAUCCGUACGGGUUUACGGUAUCCUGGAUGGCAUCAGAAGAUGCCUUUGAAAGUUUUCUGGUCAUCGUGGUGGAUUCUGGCAAACUGCUAGAUCCCCAAGAAUUCCUUCUUCCUGGAAGCCAGCGCCAAUUGACCCUUAGAGGGCUCAUAACAGGCAUUGGGUACGAAGUCCUUCUUUACGGCUUGAUCCAUGGCCGUCAAACAAGACCCUUAAACAUUGUAGCCUUAACAGAAGCUGAACCCGAAGUAGAUCAUCUUUUGGUAUCGGACGCUACCCCCGAAGGUUUCCGUCUGUCUUGGACAGCGGAUGAAGGAGCCUUUGACAGUUUUGUCCUUAAAAUCAGGGAUUCCAACAGGCUUUUAGAUCCUCUGGAGUUGAUCGUACCAGGUCACCAACGAACUCAGGACAUCCACGGGCUGAAAGAAGGGACCGAAUAUUAUGUAGAUCUCUAUGGAGUAAUCAGCGGACGGCGAUCUCAGCCUGUAAAUGCGAUUGCUAUGACAGCAGUGGGAUCCCCGAAGGAAAUCUCUUUCUCAGAAAUAACAGAAAGUUCAGCGGUGGUUAGUUGGAAGCCUCCCUUGACGCGGGUCGACAGUUUCCGAAUUUCGUACGGUCCAGAACCUGGAGAUGACCUCAAAACUCUGACCGUGGAUGGCAACCGGAGUAGAAUCAAGCUAGUAGAUCUGAUCCCUGGCAUAAAAUAUAUCGUCAAUGUUAUAGCUAUCAAAGGAUUUGAAGAAAGUGAUGCUGUCUCUGGAUCUCUGCUUACAGAAUUGGAUAGUCCGUCUGGACUGAGGGUCGUAAACAUCACAGACUCCAAAGCUUUAGCUGUUUGGCAACCAGCCCUUGCGGCAGUGGACGAAUACCUGAUUUCCUAUAUUGCAGAAGGAGAGACAGAAGUGACUCAGAGAGUAUCCGGCAACACCAUGGAAUAUGACCUCGUUGGCCUUCGACCAGCUACUGAAUACACCCUCACGAUUCAAGCCAUCAAAGGCCCUCAGAGAAGCAGGGUCCUCUCUACCAAGUUCAUCACAGGUCCUGAUGCUCCCAGAUCUCUGACUGCUUCUGAUGUCCAGUUUGAAACAGCCCUGCUCACGUGGAAGCCACCCCAGGGCUCUAUCACAGGCUACCUCCUGAUCUACGAAUCCGCUGAUGGCAAAAUCAAGGAAGUGGUCCUGGGUCCCGAAUCGACUUCUUACACCUUGGUGGACUUGAGUUCCUCCACAUUGUACACGGCAAAGCUGCAGGCCCUGCUCCACACUUUAAAAAGCAACUUCAUCCAAACCACGUUCACCACAACUGGGCUUCUCUACCUACCCAAAGACUGCUCCCAAGCUCUGCUGAACGGGGAAAUCGCUUCUGGACUAUACACCAUCUAUCUCUAUGGCAAUCAGUCACAGCCUGUUGAAGUGUACUGCGACAUGAAUUCUGACGGAGGCGGAUGGAUUGUCUUUUUAAGAAGGCAGAAUGGCGAAGUGAACUUCUACCAGAAUUGGAGGACUUACGAGAAUGGCUUUGGAGAUCCCAACAAUGAAUUCUGGCUAGGACUGGACAAGCUUCACAAAAUCACUUCCCAAGGCCUGUAUGAGCUGAGGGUGGAUCUGCGUGAUCGCGGAGAGACUGCGUAUGCUCUCUACAACAAGUUCAGCGUUGGGGAUGCCAGGACACGCUAUCGACUGAAAGUAGAUGGCUACAGUGGUAAUGCAGGUGAAUCCAUGAGUUACCACAACGGACGGGCGUUCUCCACCUUUGACAAGGACAAUGACUCCGCCAUCACAAAUUGUGCCUUAUCAUACAAAGGGGCAUUCUGGUACAGAAACUGCCACCGAGUCAACCUUAUGGGUCGGUACGGAGACAACAGUCACAGCCAGGGAAUCAACUGGUUCCACUGGAAAGGCCACGAGCAUUCCAUUCCAUUUGCGGAGAUGAAGCUACGGCCUUCCAAUUUUAGGAAUUUGGAAGGAAGGCAGAAGAGAGCGUAAAGGAUCUCUCCUUUUUUUUUUUUCCCUUUUUUUUUUCUUUUGGCAUUGACCGAGAAAAAUGGAACAAAAGGGUGGGAAAUAAUAAUAAUAAUAAAAAACCGAGCUUUUCUCCCCACUCACCCCAGAAAAAUUGAGAAGAGAGAUAGAGAUAGAGAGAUUGGCGACAAAGCUGGAAAUGUGUACCAAAGUAUCUGUGUUGUGUGAGAGCCCACCUUGGCUCUUUUUGACCAGUUUCUAUUUUUAUUUCUUUUUUGUGGGGUGGGAUGGGGCUGGGAAAGCCUUAUUCAAAACGUAGCAUGCUCAGUGGAGCAUUUUUUUUGUUUCCUUGUCCAUAGAUGGCUUUCUUUGCACCAAAGAAGAUAAUCUUGGAAGGGGAGGGAAGGAGGGAAGGAUUUCUAUAUAGGUUUUUUUCCCCUUCUCUCUCUCUGUCAGAGGGCUUUUGUUGACUUGAAACUUUCCUGGGUGGCUCAGAGGAACUGCAAGAAUGGAAGGACUUCUCUCUUUUUUUUUUCCUUCUCUUCGCUUAACAAACCAGCCACAACAAAAGACAAAUAAUAAUAAUAAUAAUAAUAAUAAUCGUGUUUGUGUCCAUUCCAAAUUAGUAGUUCACACUCUGGAAUCUCUCUUCGUCUCAAUCCCUUCAUCCGUCCAUCCAUCCAUUUCUCAGUACUGGGAAAACAGGAGGAAACAGUUCAGCCUAAAAAUUAAUAUUAUUAAUAUAAAUGAUGUGGGGGGGAGGGAAAGGAAGAUUAUAAUAAUAAGCUAAAUUUGUGUCAUUUUGUAAAAAAAAAUAAAAAAAAAAAUAGAAGCCCAUGCUUUCUGAAACCCAACGGGACGGUGUCUGAUUGUAAUUUUUUUUUUUAAUUAAUAAAUAAAAGCACAAGUUUACUUUUA
Molecule: messenger RNA, 6970 nt
Organism: Pantherophis guttatus
Lineage: Eukaryota; Metazoa; Chordata; Lepidosauria; Squamata; Colubridae
Source: RefSeq, a predicted model, not a curated record